GUCACGCUGACUCCAUCGGAGGCGUGGCGAACGAUCCGGGACCAUUUUUACGACAACGUCAACGAAAUAGUCCGGGGCGCGACCAAAAAGCAAGUUUUGGGUCGACUCUAUCGCACGCGAUCGAAGCUUUUUGGGCGAGAGAUUUUUAAACGUCUGGAGCGCGAGCCCCUAUGCGACGUCAAGGAGAGCGCUGGAUUGAAGUUUUUCCAGUUCCAUGUGACCUACUACGAAGACGAAGUGCAGCACCGACUGAUUGGCUGGGCCCAUCCGCGGCUGGUGGAUCGUAUGAAGCAGCGGCAAAGUUCAGUCUUCACCGACGCAACUUAUCGUUGUGUGCCUGCUCCAUUCUACCAAUUGGUGAUUGUGAUGCUCUACGAUUCAAUUUCGGAGCUCUACUUGCCAAUUUGGUACGUCCUCACCACCGGGAAAACGGCUCAACAGAAAAUUUUUCCGGCGCAUGUUGUGUGCGACUUUGAGUUCAAAAUCAAAUCUGUCCAGAACCAGUUUCCAGAAUCCAGAAUUGUGGGAUGCCUGUUCCACUUCAAGCAAGCGCUGCGCCGAGAGAUGUUGAAGUUGAUGAUCACGGAAGAUGAAGUGGACUUGGCCAUGCGGGAGGGCUGCAUUGACCGCUUGACAAUUAUCCGACGUAUGGAUAUUACCCUUCGAGGCGUCCAUGAUGUCCAAUCCAUGAUUAAGCGCGACUGUGAAGCCAGGGGUAUUGGUUACUCCAGGCCCAACUGGAAGAAGUUCUGGAAGUACUUCAAGAAAACUUGGAUCAACAAGUUCAAGCCGGAGUGGUGGAACAUUAACAGCGUGAGCGAAGACAUCGUAAAUCGGACCAACAACCCGCUUGAACGCUAUAACCGCACUCUAAUUUCGGUGUUCAAUGGUGGGCACCCAGACAUCACGCGCUUCAUCAGUGUCAUCGAGGAGCAAAGUCGCGAGAACGUGCGCCUGUUGGAUGACAUCUCCAACCGCAGAGCCCGUGCCCCCAAUCAUGCCGCCCCCCAACGCGCUCCAGGCUUCGAGUCUGACUCAGAUUGUGAUUCAAUUAGGUCUAUGUCACCCGAAUAUUAG
Phytophthora sojae is the source of this 1077-nucleotide messenger RNA. RefSeq lists its product as hypothetical. Lineage: Eukaryota; Oomycota; Peronosporomycetes; Peronosporales; Peronosporaceae. The annotation marks the transcript as partial. The transcript is spliced from 2 exons. The record is from RefSeq and is a predicted model, not a curated record.